CGGGAAUGUCAUGUCAUGGAUUGUGUCAGUCGGCAAGUCCGUUGAAUAGAAGUGCUAGCUGCUACAAAACGAAAAAAUCUCAUUUAGUUAGUUUAUAUGUAUUUAUUUUGGCUUUUCACUGGAAAAAACCUAAUCAUUUUGUUGUCACCGGAUAUUAAUCAUGGAAAUGCCAACUGGAUAUCUGCAAGUCGGACUCAGUAUUAACAUAAAAAGAACGGAUGGACGAGUACAUUCAGCCAUUGUUGCUGCAGUUAACAAUGAUCAGCGAUGUGCAACGGUGGAAUGGUUUGAGCAGGGUGAAACAAAAGGCAAAGAAGUCGACAUGGCCGCUAUAGAAUCUCUAAAUCCUGAAGUAAUUAUUUUGAAGCCUGGUGAAGAGCCAAAGUUUAAUAAGCUCCAGAGGAACCCAACACAUAGGCAAAUCCCAAAAUCAAAUAAUGGAAUGAUGCCCAAAUCUCGGAUAACGAGUUUCAAUGGACCCAAUACAAAUAGCAAUACCAACACCAAUACAAAUACACAUAUAAAUUCUCCAGCUGAUAACACCCUUGUUGGAAAUCCUCCACCCAUUACGAAUAUUCCUACUGGUAAACCAUCAACAAAUUCCCAAAAUCCUCGACGUAGUAAUGUGGUGAAAGAAGUAGAAAAACUGAAGAAAAAUAGAGAGGAAAGGCGACAGAGGCAAGCAGAAGAAAAGGAAGCAAAGGAGGCCUUUUUAAAAAUGGAUCCUGGAAAUCCGCAUUGGGAACUCCUAAAUAUGAUAAUGGAGUAUCAAAAGGGUCUUGAAAUGAAGCCAAUAACCGAAAAUGAUAUAAUUGAGGAUCAUUUAAUCACUGUGUGCGUUAGAAAGAGGCCUCUGAAUAAAAAAGAAGUAGCAAAGAAAGAGGUCGAUGUCAUUACAAUACCCAGUAAAAAUCAAUUGAUUGUCCAUGAGCCCAAAAAUAAAGUAGACCUAACUAAAUAUUUGGAAAACCAGCUUUUUAGAUUUGAUUUUGCGUUUGAUGAAUCCUGUACUAAUGACUUAGUGUAUAAGUAUACAGCACAGCCAUUAAUCAGAACGAUAUUUGAAGGAGGCUUUGCAACUUGUUUCGCAUAUGGACAAACAGGUUCAGGCAAAACGCACACUAUGGGAGGAGAUUUUAAAGGCAAAGAUCAAGACUGUCAAAAAGGAAUUUAUGCUAUGGUUUCAGCUGAUGUAUUCCGAUUGACCAACUCUCCCAAAUAUAGACAUCUCAACUUAGUUGUCUCAUCUAGUUUUUUUGAAAUAUACUCAGGAAAGGUUUUUGAUCUAUUGAAUAAUAAAGCAAAACUGAGAGUAUUGGAAGACGGAAAGCAACAAGUCCAAGUUGUAGGUCUCGUAGAAAAAGUUGUUUAUUCAACGGAUGAAGUGCUCAAGCUUAUCCAGAAAGGAAAUCAGGCACGUACGUCUGGACAAACGUUCGCUAAUGCCAAUUCUUCAAGAUCUCACGCAGUAUUUCAAAUAUUUUUACGGUCCAACAAUAAUAUGUCAAAAAUACACGGAAAAUUCUCACUUAUAGAUCUGGCUGGAAACGAAAGAGGAGCUGAUACGUCUUCAGCAAAUCGACAAACAAGAAUGGAGGGUGCUGAAAUAAACAAAUCGCUUCUAGCAUUAAAAGAAUGUAUCAGAGCACUGGGCCGUCGCGGAGCACAUCUGCCAUUUAGAGUUAGCAAACUAACUCAGGUCUUGAAGGAUUCUUUUGUAGGAUCGAAUUCGCGCACGUGCAUGAUUGCCAUGAUAUCGCCAGGUGUUAGUUCAUGCGAGCAUAGUUUAAAUACUCUAAGAUAUGCAGAUAGAGUUAAAGAAUUGGGAGGUGGAGAUUUGCCGACUAAUAUGGGAUCAGAAUCUGAACAGGAUGAUGAGGGUGGUAUGUCACAGCUGAGAUCGUUUAACGAAGCGGAAAUGACUCCGGAAAUGUUAAACUUUCAUCAAGUUAUAUCUGAACUGGAAAUAGCUGAAGAUAAUAUGUUGGAUAAUCAUAAACAGACAAUCGAGGCGAUGCAGAUAGCAUACCAUAAAUCAGUUGAGAUGCUACAAACUACAGAAGAAGUGGGUUAUGAUCAAGAAGUCUACUGUAGAAAAUGGGAGGAGCUAUUAGACAGCAUGAUAGUAACCCUUUCAAACGCCAAAAAACAUGUAGGAGACUACAAAAACAUAUUGGCAGCCGAGGAACAGCUUAGUCGUAAAACUACUAAAAGAAAGUGAAAAAAAAAACCUCAUGAACAACCACUGCUAAUAUUUUGCAUGUACACUAAUUUCUUUUACUAUUUUUGUUUAUUUAUUUAUUACAUCGUAUGUUUUUUUGUUUACUAAUUUAUUUUUUGUCUGAAACUUCUACCGGUGAUGCGACCCUAACUCUACGCUUUUGAAUAAAAACUAAUAUGUAUUUACAUUCCUGUGAAACCCAAUUAUUUGGGAAUUGAUUCACCUGUACGUAGAGGCCUUGAUUUUUGACUGUCAACUUGGUAAUACUAGGUGUUAACUUGAUUUAAAAAAAUAGAAUCCCAAUUUUCUCAUAAUAUGAACUAAGUAGCUUGCAGAAACAGAAUUCAAUUUAUUUUUGUUUAUUUCUAGUGGAGUUUUUUUUUCUACGAUCAUAACUUUAUUGGAAAUAGAGUAGAGAUAAUGGGGUAAGGACUUUGGAAAUAAAACUCCCUUUUUUCAAAAAAUUAUGCCGACGUUUCGUUCAUUUUUUGUUUGUAGCCUGUGAAGAAGACCAAAUAUAUGGUCGAAACGUCGGCAUAAUUUUUUGAAAAAAGGGAGUUUUAUUUCCAAAGUCCUUAACCCAUUAUCUCUACUCUAUCUCAAACACUAAGGACGUUAUCUAUAAACAUUAUUGGAAAUAUUCACAGAAAUGUAUAAAAAUCUGGAUUUACUGGAUUGGAAUUAAUUUCAGUCAAAAAACUUGGCUUGAGUGCAAUAAACAUUAACAUCAGAUUUACUAAAGAACCCCUACACACAAUAAGAAUUGUAAUAAUCUCAUUCAAAAAGUUUGUUUAAAAAAAGUCUGUAGUCUUCCCCUAAAAACAUGUAAUUAUUUAAAAUACUUAGCAUUCAAUAAUUUUUCACAUUUUGAACUGGUUUUUAAAGACAAAUAGUAAAUAUUCAAAGGUAAUUUCUAUAAAAUUGUGUGCUCAUUAUUUUAUUUGGAAGAUAUUUGUUAUUGCAUUUACCAUAAGUUUUCAAAAAUGAACCCUACCAAAUAUAGCCUGGCGGUUUAAUGAAGACUAUGAGUUAAUUUAGGACCUAAAAUUGAUGAUUAUUAUAUGAAAGAAAAAAAGUAUUUUGUCUGAAAACGAUAUGGGCUGUUCCAAAAACCACUAGUUUUAAUGGUAGCAACUAUAAUGAUAAGAUUUUUUGUAUAGCCAGCUGUUUUAGUUAGGAUAGUCAUAAGAACUGCAUUUGUGGAGAUAUUUAUUACCUAAUUAUUUGUCAGGAACUAUAAAUAAUGCUCACCAGAAAAUACAGGGUUUAAAGAUAGCUUUAAAAACAAUUUUUGCUUUCAAGAAAUCUGCUUAACCCAUAACAUUCGUUGGUAGAUUGAUCAUUAUUUUCAUACGUCAUCGUCUAGCGCGUUUCAACGAUUUUAAAUUUUUUUAGUUUUGAAGUGCCUGUAGAAAACUUAUUUGACCUCAUAGAUUUUUUUGCAAAGUAUACCUAAAAUAGUCCCUUUUUUAAGAUUUUAUGUUUAAAUUUUAGUAAAAGAGCGCAUUUUUGUAAUCCAAAAAUAUAUACAGGGUGUCCCAGGGAAAACAGCCCACCCCGAAUUAUUGGAUUUGGAUUGAAAAUCUGGGAAAACGCGCGGAUACGUCGAUUUUUGAUUUGCGAGGGAACUUUUUUUCAUCCCUGUAGCUUCUACCUCCUAGCUAGGGGGAGAACAACCUCCCAAAUUUGAUUAGGGAAUCGAGUUCAUUAUGGCCCUAGGAUUUCGUCUCAUUAUUUUCAUCCAAAACGAAAUGACAGGGAAAUAGAUACCGCUUUCACCCCUACUAGAACAAUAAUCUAUUUCCAAGAUUUUGACAAGCUGUCAUUGCGUAACGAAUAAAUAUAAUGAGACGAAAUUCUAGGGUCAUGAAGAGCUUAAUAAGACCUUCAAAAAGAGGUAUGAUACGACUCCUAUCCGUUAUUCAAAUUUGGGGGGUUGUUCUCCCUCUAGCAAGAGGGUUGAAGCUACGGAGAUGAAAAAAACUGAAAAAUAUUUCCCCCUCAAAUCAAAAAUCGAUGUGCCCGAGCGUUUUUCCAGAUUUUCAUUUCAAAUAGAAAAAAUCAGGGUGGACUGUUUUCCCUGGGACACCCUGUAUAUAAUUUGUCUGUUCAUUGAGCCGUUUUUCAUGUAGGUCUGGUUCUAAAAAUUGUGUACUACUAUAUUAUAUAUCAGAAAAACCUAGGGCCUUAGAUUUCGUGAACCUUCCCACCUGUAGCUUUAAUUUUCACAGGUUCAGCCAAUGUUAGGUUUUUCUGAUAGUAAUUUUACAAUUUUUUGAAUACGGCUUGACCAAACAGAGGCAAACAAUAUGUUUUUGGAAUUGGGGCAUUGUCAAAUAUGAAACCAAAUAUAGAAAACUCCAUUUAGAAAAGGUUAAGGUCAUGCAAAAUUUGACAUUCCCAAUGUUAAUUUUUUUUCCAAUAAUGGGUUCUGAAAUAUCAGGCAAAUUUUUUUUGUUUCAAUUUUCACCUCUUUAGGUGAAGGCUGCAGCUGAGGUGCACACCCCCACUAGGGAUUAUGUGAAGAGAUAUCAAAAAAUUGUAAAUACAAAAGUUUUGGGGUUUUACUUGAAAUUUUCGAAUCCCAUGUAAAAAAUGUUUUUCUCGUUCUAAAAAUGUCAAAUUUUGACAGAUAGUCAGUUUUUUUCUCAUGGAACACCCUAUAUAUGACUUCAUAGUUGAACAGAGUCAAAUUUUCUGAUUUCAAGUAUAAAGUUUACCAACUUCUAAUUAAGCCGUUUUAGAAAUAUCGGGCUCUAAACUAAGAAAAUAAUACAUUGAAACACCUUGGUAGGCGGUGCAUUGUUAUUGUUUGACAUGACACAGGUCUUUCAAUGUAUUAAUUCUUGAAGUUUAGAGCCCGAUAUUUCCAAAACGUCUCAAUUAAAAGUAGUUAAACAAUAUAUAUUACAAAUCAGAAAAUUCGACUCAUUUCAACUAUGAAGGGUGUUCCAUAAGAAAAAACUGACCAUCUGUUAAAAUUUGACAAAAGACAAAAACAUUUUUGACAUCGGAUUCGAAAAUUUCAGGUGAAACCCCAAAACUUUUGUAUUCACAAUUUUUUGAUAGGUUCACAUAACCCCUGUAGUCGGGGGGUCUAUAUAUGGGGAAAAGCCCUGUACAUUCACAACGUAUUUUCAAUCCGGAACUGUAUUUUGUUCUGUAGCAAUUUUCUAGUUAUUUUAUUGUUAGUUCAAGACUCCAUACCAGUGAACACAGUGCGUAAAGAAGAUAGCACUGGCAGCAUUUGCCUUUCCUAUGAAUUUCAUGUUUUUACUUUAAGAAAUUAUUAUUAUUAUUAAGUUUUGUGUUACUUCUUUGCUUUAUAUGUUUUCCUAGAAAUUUCAGUUUCUGCAAUGUCGACUUUAUAGUGCCUUAUUGAGCAGCGUGCUUUUUGAUCAGCCUGGUAUGUUUGUAUAUUCCUUUUCGCUGUGAUUAUUUUUUUUGUUUUAAUUUGUGUAGUUUUAAGGGGAAGAAGACGAUAAAUAAAAUUAAUACUUUUUAGAAA
This is a messenger RNA of Ceutorhynchus assimilis (cabbage seed weevil), 5729 nucleotides long. The record is from the annotation of a GenBank genome assembly. Lineage: Eukaryota; Metazoa; Arthropoda; Insecta; Coleoptera; Curculionidae.